GAUGCUGGAAUGUCCUCUUUCACAAAGCCCUUGGAGACAUUCUCCUUUGCAGCUGGCUCCACUAUUUGCAGCUUCAGAAUGGAGCCUGUCUCAGGGAUGAGAGACAGCAUUCAAAAUGCCUCUUGUGAACGGUCCCCCAGCCUUGGUCACCUCCCCAGCCCCACCAGCAUCUUCUAGUUUUUCGAGUGUUGUGGUUGAAUGGAAACAUCUGCUGUUUCAUUAUGGGUGCGAAUUUCCUGGUGGAAGAAGCAGAAGUGUGCAGCUAGAUCUUGACAUAAGUGACGUCUUUUUCUGCAGCGGAAAGCUGGUCACCCGAAAGGAAAGACGACCCAGAAAAAGAAGAAGAUGCUUGCAUUUCUGCGAUGGUGAAGACACCAACCGCUUGGAGACCCAGGUGGAUCAUUUGGAAAGAGAACCUGCACAUCUCUAAUUCUGGCAAUGUUUUCUAUCUGUGAUUGCGGUGGAGAAGGAAACCAAUGACAACAAUUCAGCUGCUCUCUAUGGAAGUGAAAACUGCUACUGCAGUUUACCAGAAUGACUGGACAGACAGGAAGUUAAAUUACUGUACUUCACUGUAUGGACUUAUUGGUGCAGCGGCUGUCAUUUUCAUAAUGCUGUUGACAAUUCUUAUCCUCUCCAUAUGCCUUUGCCGGACCUGUAAAAGAACAAAGAAGCAAAAACUGACAGAGGGUAUGGUUGCUGGUAGUCCUGAAGAAGCUGACUUGCAUUAUGCUGAAUUGCAGAACCUUCCAACUUCUAACAGGGGGCAGUGCGAUGGGGAGACUUGCAAAGCCCCUGUGGCCACUCAGAACAGUGAUUAUGCUACUGUGGCAGAAUUAAAAGGCCCUGAAGAUGGCUGUUGCAACCCUGAAGAAAAAGAAGAUGAUGGGAUGAGGGAGAACGAGUCUUUGGUGGAAGCGGAGUGAGACUUAGUUGGACUGGAAUGAAGGAAGCUUUGGAAGGACAGAAGCUGUGUUUGACAUAGACAGUGUCUAUGUUGUGUUCAAAUUCUGUCACCAGAGAAGCAAAAUUCUGCAACUGGACUGCUGUAGUGUAUUCAGGCUGAAACAUAUUUGCAUACCUCCAUUUCCCACAAGUCUACACCCACCAAGUGAGUUGGACUCCAGCUCCCAUCAUGCCCGCCCUUUGACCACGCUGACUAAGAAUGAUAGGGAUUGUAGUCUGGCACAGCUGGAGGACAGCACAUUGGAGAAAAUGAACAUACAAUAUCUCCUACUGCUUCCAUAGUUCACGUGCUCAAACAAUUUGAAUUUAUUUUCCUUAAGGAAAGGGAAGGGAGUGAGAGAAUGGUGCAGUUAGUGAUGUGUUGUCAUUAACUUGGAAGCCUGGGUUCAGAUCUCCACUCAGUCCUUGUGUUUAGCAGGAUAGCUUUGGAUAAACAAUUAACACAGUUUGGAAAUGUAUUAUUAUUUUUUAACCACAACUUCAGCAUCCCCAGCAAGCAUGGCCACUUUAUUUAUAACCCAUAAAAUAGUUUUUCUGGUGAUUAGCUGAAAUUAUCUCAGAGGACUGCUGUAUCUGCCAUUCUGAGCAUUUUCAGGCAAAGGGUGAGAUAUAAAUAUGAUAUAAUGUGAAUAUGAAUCAUGCGGACUAGAAGCAUCCUUUAAAGAAAAGAAUAAGACUCUGUAGUGGUGCUUUGUUAACUUAUCCUAUUUUACAACAAGUCAGAGAUAAAAACGGGGACACCCUUUUGCAUUUGUAACACUGCUGUUCUCAUACUAUAUGCAUAGCUGAAAACAUUUGUUCAUUUAUUGUCUUUUAAACUAAUUGACCAUU
Molecule: messenger RNA, 1797 nt
Organism: Sceloporus undulatus (fence lizard)
Lineage: Eukaryota; Metazoa; Chordata; Lepidosauria; Squamata; Phrynosomatidae
Exons: 6
Coding region: 477-926 (149 amino acids)
Biological process (GO): cell morphogenesis; immune response
Cellular component (GO): membrane
Source: RefSeq, a predicted model, not a curated record